UAUUAUUUGCUUCUGUGACCUGACCUACUGGCUCCGUCCACGGCUCUAGCCAUUAUCUGCUCCUGUGCCCGCCCUCCAUGUCUCUCGCAGUUUCCAACGCGUUUCGUUACCCUCAUCCCCAAACUGGUAACAGGAGCUCCCAUCUUACUCUUCCAACUCCAAAGUCUCCUUCUUUUGUCAGGCUUGUUCCUCGAAGGGUGUUGCAGAGCAGGGUUGUGAUACGUGCUGCUUUGUCUUCUGCGGCUGGAAAUCCACUGUCUGAUGGUGACUUUAACCCAUAUGAGGUUCUUGGGGUAAAUACUAUAGAGAGAUUUGACAAGAUCAAGCAAACUUAUGGAAGGAAACUUAAAGAUGCUCAGAGGAGUGGUGAUGAAGCCACUGCUGCUCUAGUUGAUCCGAGAGGUAAGUUGAUGAGCCGAAAUUGUUAACGCAUGAAGAUAGCUGGGAGCUAUUGGAGAGAGUUAAGGUAAUCAUUUGGAUCAAAUUCUACUUUAACAUAGCUACACUAUUCGUUCGAGUUUUUUCAUACUUUACAAUAUUCAGACUUGUAUUCUACAUAUUUUUGAGCCAACGUUAGUUAAGAAACUGGAAAAGAUUAGAGGCAGCAACAUCUCUCUAUUUUUGCGAUGAUAUUUGGACAGGUCCAGAU
This is a messenger RNA of Raphanus sativus (radish), 649 nucleotides long. Its product is annotated as protein CHLOROPLAST J-LIKE DOMAIN 1, chloroplastic-like. Lineage: Eukaryota; Viridiplantae; Streptophyta; Magnoliopsida; Brassicales; Brassicaceae. The record is from RefSeq and is a predicted model, not a curated record. Bases 78 to 428 code for a protein of 116 amino acids. The transcript has 4 exons.